This is a messenger RNA of Eimeria mitis, 1014 nucleotides long. RefSeq lists its product as uncharacterized. The transcript has 7 exons. The record is from RefSeq and is a predicted model, not a curated record. NCBI's taxonomy places the organism in Eukaryota, Apicomplexa, Conoidasida, Eucoccidiorida, Eimeriidae. The coding region runs from base 1 to 1014 and encodes 337 amino acids.
AUGUUCUCAGUUCUGUUGAAAUUGAGAGAAAUUACUUUCUAUUGUCAGCACAUUCAACAGAAGGGGAAGUUCUGCCUGCUGCUCCGUCGCCGUGCCCUCUCAGCUCGGGAGCGAAAAUGCAGAUGUUUUGCUGUGAAAAUGGGUUUGCAGGAGAAUGCAUGCAGCAAACGCAAACCAGCAGCUCAACUGACUAAAGAUCACGUGCAGGGUGAAAGCACGGAGAAGGAGCAACAAGAAACAGAAACUCCUCUCGACCUGAAGGAGGCCGAUGCAGACACCUUGAAAAACAGACGCCGCCUAAAGAUAGUGCGGACGCAUGCGCCUCCUGUAGCUGUCUGCUCGGAGCCUCUGGCUACGAAGGAAGGCGCAACAGAAAGCAAAGCGCAGUUGACACCCGAACCGACCCCGCAGGCGGCAGAAUCCCCUGCAGCAGCGGCUGCAGCACCUGCUGCAGCCGCUGCUGCAGAACCUGCUGCAACAACUGCUGCAACAACUGCUGCAGCAACUGCUGCAGCAGAUGGUGCUGCUGCCGCACCUGAUGCUGGACAGACGGCGCCAGCUGCCCCUGUAGCAGAGGGAGCAGGCGCAUCCACAGGCACGGAAACCGCCUCUGCUGCUGAUGCUGCUGGUGGCGCUGCAGCUGACGCAGCUGCGGCAGCUGCUCCCAACGGAAACGCAGCAGCAGGCAAUGGCAGCAGCAGCAGCAGCAACGGCAGUGGCGGUGGCGGCCUGUUUGGGUCUGUGUUGAAAGGGACGUCGGCGUUUGUCAGCCCCUUCGGUUCUCUCGGAGCAGCAGGCAGCUCCUUCCUGCUGCCUUCUGCUGGAGCUUCUGAGGGCUCAUCGCUAUUCAAAGGCACAGGGGCGGCCCCGGCAGCCGAAGCAGAAGACGCAGACGUACCCCCGCCGGAGGAACCCACCGUCGUCACAACCACCGUUGACAGCAAAGAGGAAGUUAUUUUCACAGACGUGAGGAGUUUUUCCAUCGCUGGUUUCGUCGUUUCCCUUUUUGUGUAG